GUUGGGGACCAGUCGCUCAGCCUGCGUUGUUAUAUUGUACGUAUAUAUGUAGCUGAAGAGCACAGUCGCUAUAGCUCCGGUCUCAACAGACAUUGCAAUUGGUUAUCUGACACGGUCGAUUGAGUGCCAGUGUUUGCAGUCCCAAUUGAUUCAGUGAUUCAGUAGGUAUCCGGGGGAGAGUGUUCAGGUACAAUGGCUGGGAGGCUGCUGCUGCUGCUGCUGCUGCUCGUCAUCCUGGCACACAGCUACGUGACUCUGGCUUUCGAUAUUUCAAACGAGACACAACUGCGGUCGGACCUCCUGACCAACUACUCCCUGAAGAGUCGCCCUGACGCCGUAACCGCCGUCAACCUCGUCUUCAACAUCAUCACCAUAAACGAACUGGUGACACGCACACAGACGUUUUCUGUAUCGGGGUACUUCACAGUGGUAUGGAAUGACACCCGACUCAGUUGGGACAAGAAACAAUACAACAACAUUGGUUUCUUCUUCUCUGAUGAGACGGAAAUAUGGCGCCCCUCUCUCGUGGUGAAAAACGCCAUUGACGAUUUAGAUGUCAUCGCUAACGAAAACAUCCCGCUGAGAGUUAAUGACAAGGGAAAAAUAUACUGGAAUCCACCCGGAAUUUACAAGACCCACUGCGACAUUGACAUCACUUACUACCCCUUCGACUCCCAGGAAUGUUCCGUGAUCGUGCAAAGCUGGGGCUACAACCUCCGGGAACUCGACCUGUUCAAGUUUGGCUCCGGCGUUGGGACAACUGAGUUUGAGAGGAAUGGCGAGUGGAACUUGAUUGAUGCAUUCAGCGAAAGAGAGGAAAGGACGCACGAUAUUGACUCGGAAACGUACGCCACAGUGUCCUUCGUCUUCAAGCUACAGCGGAAGCCGGACUACUAUGGCGUCAACAUCCUCCUCCCCGUCAUGGUUCUGUCCGUCCUGUCGGCCCUGGUGUUCGUCCUGCCCCCGGACAGCGGAGAGAAGAUGGGCUACUCCCUCACCGUGCUUCUCUCCUUUGCUGUCUUCCUGACCCUCAUCGCCGACCGCAUGCCCACCACCUCCCGCGACACAUCAUUCAUGGCUGUCUACCUGUCUGUGAUCAUGUGUCUGAGCGGCAUGUCUGUCCUACUGACCAUCUUCAUCCUUGACUUAAAUUUUCGGGAGGAUGAAGUACCACCAUGGCUGGAACGCAUGACCAAUGUUAUAAUCAUGCCCCUGGUCUGUGCUCGGGGCUGUCAAAGGAAGUCGAGUUCAGUCGCCGUCAGCGACGAAAGGAAGUUACGAAACAUAAAGGUCCGCACGGCCACGAGGAAGGAGUCUGAUUCUGAUGAGGAACCCACAGUGAGAGAAUCCUCGGCCAAGUCUCGUGCUGAGCUGAACUGGAAGGACAUUGCACGUGCCGUUGAUGCACUCAUGUUCAGAAUCUACUUGAUCAUCAUCAUCGUCAUGUCCGUCAUAUUGUUCUCUGUCCUGGGGUCACAAGCCAGCACGUCGAGCCGUGAAAUUUAAUCAACUGUAGCAACUUCAUAAUUAAAGUUGAAUAAUUCUUUCAGACACAUUGAUGAUACAAUCUACAGACAUCAACAGCUACGGGUUUUGACAACAGUAUUCACAGCAAUAUUGGGAACAUUUUGUAGACGAAUGACUUUGUGAUACAUUUGUCUUUCUUCAGUAGUCUUACUACCAAGCUGUGUAACUGAUGGUACAUUACAUGGUGUCUCACAUUACUCGCCUCCUCUUUACAUUCUUGCCUACUGUUCCUCAACUGGUUGAAAAAGGCCAUCAUGGUGUUUCCAUGUAGUGAUUAGUUUCAAUAAAUACAGGUAGAUGUUGAUGGUAUCGAUAACAAGUUGAUCUAAUACCAGCUACAGCGCUAGACUAUGUCGAUAUUAUCGAUUACAUCUAUGAAAUAUAAAGCAAUUAUUACUGGAAACGUACAUAUUGAGCUGGUGUAAAAGGCGUCCAUACGUAUGGGAACAUACCGUGAGAGAAGGUCGUUGUUAGGCUCCAACAGAACCAGCCCAUCUGUAUACCCGUCCACCUACUGAAACUCUGGCUGGUCAACCACAACCCAAUCUGUUAGUAGGUGAUAGGGGAUUAUGUCACAAGGUACGCAUGAUAUUUUCCUAAGAAUAUUGCAGUGCUGACAUCUGCAUGGCAGUAAAGUAUUACAAUAGCUCAUUAAACGGUUACCGAGUUUACACCACAUAUCGCAUGAACAAAAACACAGACUAAGUUUUCUUUUCUGAAAUUGUGAAAAUGUCCUUGGUAAGCAUUUGUUCACUUGGGCGAGUAAGCAAAUAUUGUGAUCUGCAGGGCGUUUUGACAGUGUCACCAUUAUUCUAUAUCAUACAAAAUGUAUCAACAAUCUAAACUAUACUGGAAAACUGUUAUUGGUCAUGAACAUUUCCAUGUAUCCACUUACAUCUGGGUUCCAUAUUGGUUAUCGUUUAGUUGUUAUCAUAUUGGAGAGAAACACAAUAUUUGUGAAGAACAGUAUCUAUAAACAUUACAUAACCAAUGGUAAGCGAAUGUGGUCCACCACUUAUCAUACGAGUGGGCCAAAUAAUGAGAACGCCAAGUAAGAUAUAGAUGCAAACAUCAUAGCUGUGUUUUUGGACUGGGAGGACGGGUUACCAGGGUCGUGUACGAAAAUUCAUGAUGAUGAUGAUGAUUUGGAGAUUUUA
Molecule: messenger RNA, 2684 nt
Organism: Haliotis rubra (blacklip abalone)
Lineage: Eukaryota; Metazoa; Mollusca; Gastropoda; Lepetellida; Haliotidae
Product: neuronal acetylcholine receptor subunit alpha-6-like
Exons: 6
Coding region: 193-1506 (437 amino acids)
Biological process (GO): monoatomic ion transmembrane transport; regulation of membrane potential; signal transduction
Cellular component (GO): membrane; neuron projection; synapse
Molecular function (GO): extracellular ligand-gated monoatomic ion channel activity; neurotransmitter receptor activity; transmembrane signaling receptor activity
Source: RefSeq, a predicted model, not a curated record